Messenger RNA from Aspergillus ibericus CBS 121593, 1290 nucleotides. RefSeq lists its product as uncharacterized. Lineage: Eukaryota; Fungi; Ascomycota; Eurotiomycetes; Eurotiales; Aspergillaceae. Gene Ontology annotation, molecular function: hydrolase activity, acting on carbon-nitrogen (but not peptide) bonds. The record is from RefSeq and is a predicted model, not a curated record. The transcript has a single exon. Bases 21 to 1280 code for a protein of 419 amino acids.
CCCUCCACAUCCCUUUUACCAUGCAUCGCCCUUUGACCGACAGCACCCUCUACCGCAUUAAUGCCGACAUCCUCAUCCCCGGCCGGGGGGCACCAAUUCCCCAUGGCGCUGUGGUCUGGAGAUCCAAUAUCAUCCUCUAUGCGGGAACCCAGCUGGACGUACCCGCGGAAUAUCACACGGCCAUCGCCACCCACGUUCCCGUUGUCAUGCCAGGCAUGUGGGAUUGUCAUAUACACUUCUUAGGUGCAGCAGCAGCGACCAUGGAUUCAAUCGUGAAUACCCCGCAAGCACUGGCGGGGGCUCGGAGCGUCCCUGACUUGUAUGCCACCAUCAUGGCGGGAUUUACUUCAGUCCGCGAAGUCGGGGGCUAUGGCUGCGAGCUGGCCAAGGUCAUUGCCGAGGGCCGUAUUCUGGGGCCAACCAUCUACGGCGCGCAUAGCGCCAUCAGCAUGACAGCAGGCCACGGCGACGUGCAUGGCGUAAAUCUCGAGGGUCUGCGCGACUUGUGCACGCAUGGACUGCCGUUGACCAUCGCAGACGGGGUACCGGAGUGUCUGCAAGCCGUGCGCAAACAGUUACGACAUGGAGCACGCGUCAUCAAAGUCUGCGCCAGUGGUGGUGUAGUGAGCGCUAUUGACGACCCGCAGCAUCAAGAAUUCUCUUUCGAGGAGCUAAAAGCGAUUGUCGACGAGGCGGCGCGGGCAAGACGCGUUGUGGCCGCGCAUUGCCACGGCAAAGCAGGCAUCAUGAAUGCUCUCCGCGCAGGAUGCCGCACGAUCGAGCAUGGCAGCUACUUGGAUGAGGAGGCUGUCGAUCUGAUGCUUGAAAAGGGUGCUAUGCUGGUGGCAACACGUAGCGUCAUUGAAAGCGGGCUGGCGAUGCGAGACCUAUUCACACCUGGCUCCUACCAAAAGUUGCUGGAGGUGGCGGACACGCAUAAGAAGGCAUAUCAAUUAGCGGUAAAACGCGGUGUGCCUAUUGCCCUGGGCACCGACCAAUUCAUCAGUUCAGAUAACCCAGAGCUGGGGUAUGGACGCAAUGGCAAGGAACUGGUAUACGCGGUUGCGGCAGGCAUGACGCCUUUGGCUGCGAUUGAAGCUGCUACAGCCAAUGGACCGUUGACACUGGGUGACCAGGCACCGAAGAGUGGCCAGCUGAGGGAGGGAUUUGACGCAGACAUUAUUGCACUGUCGGCAAAUCCACUGGAUAACAUAACAGUGAUUUCUGAUGCAAAGAACGUCACCCACAUCUGGCGAUGUGGAAAGCUGGUCAAAUCAUAAUCAAAGUGAG